CACAUUCCUCCAUUUACGCUCUCUCGAAACGCCUUGCUCGACAUCGUCGACGACGCCAGCACUCAUCUCAAGUCAUGGCCUCGCAAGUUGUUUCGCCUCCUACCUCAACGCGUCAAGACAACCUCCUAACACAAAUAGCGACCGAUACAACAUCGCAGUCAUCGCCUGCGUCAGCGAAUUUGUCGCCCGCCCAGCCUGCUGAUUCCCGGCACAUUUCGCUGAAUCCGAAUUCGUCCCCUCCGAUGAAAGACAGGACCGUCUCUGCAUCGACAGACAAGUCUGGUCGGAUCGCCAGUGGCCAGCCACAAAUGCUCACGUCCGUCUCAACUGGUCACCAUCGCGUUGGGUCACGCUCACCGACAUCGAUUCCAUCAUCCCCAACUUCUGUGCAUUCGUCAUCGUCGUCGGCGAUCUUUGAGCGCGAUGUUACACCUUCACAUCCAAUCCAUACCCAUCCGACGAAUCCACAUCGAACUCCACGCUCAAAGACCACGGAGCCCAUUGAAGCUAGCGUUCCCUCGGUACUUGAUAGUGCGGCGGCACUUCUCACGUCAACGGAUGAACAUGAGGAACAGUUUAUAGCGGUGGAGGCACCUGUGACGUCUGCCAGCAACAUAACGAGUGGGGUAGGCAGCCCAGUCGGUCGCGGAAGUAGAAGUCCAAGUCCGAGCAUGAGUGCUGGUGCGGGUAGGGGAGUGCGAACAAGUAUGCUUCUCAAUUUGCCAAGUCCCAUACAAAGCUCGAUUGUGUCUGUGCCGCUAUCACCGUCGUCUGUAUCAUCUACUGGAGCUGGACGCGCAGGAGGCAGUCCUCCGCAUGCAGGGUCUCAAUCAGGUUCUCCGAAGGUCUCCCCGCCAUCUCUUACAACGAAUUUUUCUGCUGAACCACCGGUCCCUGGUGGAUUUUCUCCUUCUCAAAUAGUCUAUGUUGAGACUGCUCGGCAAGGAAAUGGGACGAGCACCCCAACAAGUACGGGUGGAUCCACUCAUUAUGAAAGCGCACCAAGCUCGCCGAAGACAACUACCCUUGAACACCCUCCAAAUUCUCUCCCUGUCUCACCGACCACCCCAACCGCUCCGACCACUUUUUCGAGUUCUCCUUCUGGUGGGAGCUCAUUCCCGCAGGCGCGGGUCAGGCCCCAUCCGCCGUCGCCGUCACAGAAUGCUCACAAGCGUCUUUCUUUCUUGUCAUAUAACGACAUACUUGCCUCAACUCCCGUCUCUACCGUUCCCCUUAGCAAUCUUACAUCGCCUCCUUCUGACGCUCCGCCACCCCAUAUCCCGAGUGUAUCUUUAUCUGUCGGCGCCGUUGACAGUGGUUCACCUUUUGGUUCUGCAUACGGGGAAGGCGCAAGUCGAACAGCGAGCUUGGUUAACAGUGCACGCAAUUCUCUUGUUCUUGACGGUAUCUUUGGUCCAGGUCACAGUCACAGUGGGCCUGCUGUAGAUGUCAAGGAACCGACCGGUGGAGUCGGGGAUGAGCCAGGGGGCGAGUGGGAGCGUGAAGGCUUUGGACGUAGCCUAGCUGAAAGGCUAGAGGAAGCAUCCGUGGCUGUUGCACCUGGAAAAGCAUAGUACUCGUGGUUCUCCGCUUGUCUCGACGCUCUUUGACACGUCAAGGUCAAUUCCGUUUGUUACAAGUGUGUAUCCUGCACAUGUGUGGUCCGAUCUAUCAUGAAGCUCAAGAAUUCUUGUUACCGUUUGGAGGCCAUUUUGCCGUGGCUGCGCUCGCAAUUUCGUCUUUCGUGUCCGCUUUUACGAUACGUUCUGUAUUGCUGUUAGCUCUUGUGCUACAGUGCAAUCUAAUCUACUGCUGUUUCUACUUUCUUUUUGCCUUGACCCUUCAUCCAUUUUCUCAUCAUCGUUUCUCUCGGGUCUCGGUUUCUUAUGUUUUUCGACACGACUCUUGGUGCGCUUACUUGUAACAGGGCUACUUGUUCAUUCGUUCCGUUCACGCGGUUCUCUUUUGAUUCUCACUCUUCGAUUUUUUACUCGCCUUCUCUAGUAUUCAAACACUACGCCAGUUAAACAUCUAUGCUAUGCUCCUCUCCAGUUUCUCUAUCUGUUUCCUUAGGACCAUACGUCGUCUCCUUCGCCGGAGACCCCUCAUUCUAAUCACCAUCGACUACAUACUCCUUCCGAACCUGUGCCACGAUAUGUGCUGAUUGUUUUUCCUUUUCUUUGUUUCCU
Fomitiporia mediterranea MF3/22 is the source of this 2189-nucleotide messenger RNA. RefSeq lists its product as uncharacterized. The transcript is spliced from 3 exons. The coding region runs from base 75 to 1574 and encodes 499 amino acids. The record is from RefSeq and is a predicted model, not a curated record. Lineage: Eukaryota; Fungi; Basidiomycota; Agaricomycetes; Hymenochaetales; Hymenochaetaceae.